AUGACCCUCAAGGCUCAAGAUGUGAAGCACAUCAUCGCCUGGUUCAUUGGCGUGGUGCCAGUUUGCUUUUACACGGCGCUGAUGGUCGUUUGCAGGGUUCACCGGCGGCAGAUAGCCUUCGUCUGCGCCGCCGUCUCUGGGGUGACGUUUUUUGUGUGGUUUGUACUGAACUGUGCCUCCAUCGUUUUCGCCAUCAUCUUGGCGCGGUCCAACAUUAAUUCCGCGAAGCGUACGCGGGAGAAGAGCGACGUGUCGCCGCGGGGUGCUGAUCCGGUGCGUGAAAAUCCGCAGACGCAGCGUUUCACCAUCAAUGCGGAUGGGAGCCCCAUGAUCUCUCAGCAGUCAGAGGAUGAGGGCGUCUUGUCGAGCAUUCCCGACUCGAGCAAGGCCAACAUGACCGCUUUUGAAAACAGCUCCUGUUUAUCGAGCAUUCAGGAGAGCAGUUCGCGAGCUUCAGUAAACCCUUUGCACUCACCCUGGCAGGCUUCCCCUACCAUGAACAUUGGGCUUCAGGGAUCACCGCUGCCUCGUGGCGAGCUCGUCGUAGCGCCGCUGCGAGAGACGGGAAUGCUGUCGCCACCGUCAUUCCUUGAGCAUCUUUACACGAAGGAUGCGGCUCCAGUCAUGCCCGCGUGCCCACCUAUGAAGCCAAGCCACCUGCAGUCGUACACAACGCAAAACCUCGGCGCUGACAGAAACUUCAGCGGGCCCGGUGAGCAAGAGAAGUGCAUGCUGAAGGAUCAGGCGCUGUCGCUCGCAAAUAGGUUGCCCGCCUUCAUGCACGCUCCCACAGACGCCCGGCGCGCAUCGGCGCCCUCCACGAUCGCUUCCGUCCGCGUUGCCGACCCUUCCAAGCUCUUGCGUAUAGCUUUCAUGAUGCCUCUCGUCUCGUUGUACAUGACAAUCAUCAUCACUAUCUUCAUGCUCAUUGGCGCCCUCCUGUGCGUGUACGAUACUCAUUGCCUUUUCCUGGCAUCUCCUGUACUCGGGCUGCCGUGGUUAUGGGCAAACUUGUUGGUGAUAAGGAAAGCUUUCUAUAAUACUUCGUAUUUGCGGCACAGCUUUCACUGUCGCCUGGCGAGCGUCUUCACUCACUGGUUUUUCAUGUUGAUUGUCUACCUUCUCUCAGUUGGCGUGUUCGCCGCGGCGUGCGUGCUCGAAGUCAUGUAUUGGACCCCGUACAACAUCGACGGAGAGGCGACGCCAAAUGCGAUUCGUGUUGUGAGUUACUUCGCCCCGAUUUUAAUUAUGCUCAGCAUUGGUGUCUUUCUCAACAACCUCAAGGGAAUGCUCGGCAUCACGUGGGAAACCUACGAGAGCGAGAUGGUGGCCGACGAGGCGCCUGCGGCGACGGGGUACCCUAAAUCUCCACGAGAGCGUGUGGCGAUGCGAGACCUCUCGCCCAAGGUCGUGUCACAUGGCCGCGUCGGUCGGCCGUCGCCUUCUGCAGGUAUAGGAAGCGUUUCUGGCAACUCUUCCCUUCGCACCGCGGGUACCGUAUCGGCAGCAGCGGUGCACGCACGCCUGCAGCCCCCUGUUAUGUCCCCCAGCAUUCCCCAGACGCUGCCCGAAGAGACGUGCUCGACUCUGUCGUCGAUUGUGCGGUCUUUGGCGGUGGGCAGCAUUUUCAUUCCACAGAUCAACGCAGCGUCGUCCGCGAAGCUGUCAGUGAACAAGAAUCUCCUGCGCGGCUCCCACUCAAGCACUAAUGGAAGCUCUGACCACCACAACGGCUCUCAACCAGCGGUCUUCAUCUCCUCGGUCCCGCAGCUGAAGACGGUGACGAUGCUCUACGUGGUCUACCGCGACAUCUACGAUGACGAAGAAGCCGUGUCGAGUGUCUUCAACGCAUCCAACCAGAGGGGUGGCAUGGCUGCCACCCGCAACAAGCAGCAGACCGUGUCGGCCAACUUCGAGGCCGUGAUGGAAGCGCUCGAAGAUGCCAGAGGGCAAGACAGUGCUGACGCGAACUCCUACGUGCUCACAGCAUACGAGGAUGCGAUUUGCUUGGUGUGGGGACUCAUCCCCUUCAGCAGCGAGCCGGUGCUCUUGGCGAUCGAGAAAGCGCGUAAAAUCAUGGUGGCCUUCCAGAGUCGCCCGAAGCCGCCGACAAGUUUCAGCAAUGCGCGGCAGGAGUUGGUUGCGGCUGUGGUGUCAGCCCCACAUUCGCUUGUGGGCCUCGUAGGCUCUGGCUCCUGUCGUGGAAUCCACUUCUUCAACCCACGCCAGCACGAGCUGGGGGCGCAGAUGCUGCGCCGCGGUAUCGCCAUGCACCGCCGUCUCCCUUCCUUGCAGGCCUCCCUCGACGAGCCAAAGAACCCGUUUCACUGCAUCUUGCUGGAUGGGCGGUCGUGGAACAGCACGGCAAGUCAAAUCCUAGCACGCCCGUGUGGCAUCAGCGGGAGCGACGGACCUAACACAGCUGUGAAGCUGCCGAGGCAGAGAAGGCCGCUUCUCAACGUCUCUUCGAAGUCGACAAAAACGCAGUUUGUCAUUAUUUACAACUUCAUGGAGGUGCUGAAAGCCAUAGAGGAAGAGUGGCAUCUCGUGGUGCAGCGGCAGGAGCACCUCGGCUCGAAGUUCUGUUUCCUCUCCGAAGCAGUGCAGCUGCUCCACCAGGGUGACCAGAAUGGCGCACAGCAGGUGCUUAAGGGCGCAGUGCAGAGCAUGACCUCCAGCAGUGACGCCGACAACAUCACCAUCGCCAAGAUGCUGCUGGAAGAUUUGGAUGUCACAGAGGGAGGAGGCUCACCCACGAUGUAA
Messenger RNA from Leishmania mexicana MHOM/GT/2001/U1103, 2763 nucleotides. RefSeq lists its product as hypothetical. The transcript has a single exon. The coding region runs from base 1 to 2763 and encodes 920 amino acids. The record is from RefSeq and is a predicted model, not a curated record. NCBI's taxonomy places the organism in Eukaryota, Euglenozoa, Kinetoplastea, Trypanosomatida, Trypanosomatidae.